Panicum hallii is the source of this 1183-nucleotide messenger RNA. RefSeq lists its product as uncharacterized. The coding region runs from base 1 to 1134 and encodes 377 amino acids. The record is from RefSeq and is a predicted model, not a curated record. The transcript has a single exon. Lineage: Eukaryota; Viridiplantae; Streptophyta; Magnoliopsida; Poales; Poaceae.
AUGUCUCGGCCGAAGCGCAAGGUCGCCGAGCUCGGCGAGCACGCGCUCUCGGCGGCGGUGGGCGACGUCGUGGCCCGGACCAUGUCCGCGGCGGUCGGCAGGUACGACGCGCAUGCGGCCGUCGACGACCAGCUGGAGCGCCUGGGCACGCUGGUCAUCAUGGUGCGCAGCGCCGUGGACGAGGCCGAGCGCGUUCACGUCUCCGGCUGGUGGCUGCGCCGCUGGCUCUGGAAGCUCCGCGACGCCGCGCUCGACGGCGACGAGGUGCUGCGGCUCUUCCGGCAGCGGCGGCAGGCCGAGCUGGCGGCCGAGAUGGGGCGCGGCGGGCUCUGGAACGCCGCCACGCGCGUCGCGCGGUCGGCGAGGAGCCUGGUGCAGCCCCGCGGCGGCGGGGACGUUGUGCACCGGCUGGGCCGCACGGUGGCGCGGUUGGAGAAGCUCUGCGCGGGCCUCGGCGACUUCCUCAAGCUGCUCGAGCUGGAGAUCAUGAGGUCGCUGCGGGCGCCCCCGCCGUCCGGUCCCGCAGAAGUUCGAGGCCACGGCGGCGAUCUGGCGGAGUCCAUCACCCUCAGUCAUCAGGACCACACGAGCCUCGACGGAUCGGAGUCCGAGCUCGACCUGUCCUACAUUUCGGACGACGAGGAGUGUAUUUCGCAAGCGGAGUACAUUGCAUGCACGGUAGCGAUCGGCCUGCAGAUCGUGACCCGAAAGCUCCGGCGAGCGACGGGCAGGCUGAGGACGCCGGCGCCGCCCGGCUCGUGCAGUAAUCCCCUGGUACCACCGGGGCUGGAGCCGGACACGGGCAGGCUGCAGGGGAUGGUGGCCGACAUCCGCGACGCCGUGGGCAUCGGCGGCAGGGCGGGGGUCGACGGCAAGCGCAGGUGGCUCGCGGAGUGGCGCCGCGAGCUGCAGGCCGUGGCGGAGAGGGCCGACCGCGUGCUGCAGCAGCUCGCCGUGCCGCUGGCGCCUACCCCUGCGCAAGCAGGUGGUGGUGGAGACGAAGCUGGUGCGGCGACUUCGCUCGGCGACGAUGGGGCGUGGAGGACGGCGCGGAGUGUGGAGACGGCAGCGGCCCAUCUGAGAGCCUAUGUCACGUUGGUCAGGCUCGCUGUCGUGGCUAAUGCCGUGGCCUAGCUCGUCGAACACAAUUCAUUAGAGGAUGGAAUCUCUGAUAAUCGAAGCA